Orcinus orca (killer whale) is the source of this 21875-nucleotide messenger RNA. It is a transcript of the gene DCP2, whose product is annotated as decapping mRNA 2. Gene Ontology annotation, molecular function: manganese ion binding; 5'-(N(7)-methylguanosine 5'-triphospho)-[mRNA] hydrolase activity; RNA binding. Gene Ontology annotation, cellular component: cytoplasm; P-body. The record is from RefSeq and is a predicted model, not a curated record. The coding region runs from base 196 to 1467 and encodes 423 amino acids. Gene Ontology annotation, biological process: deadenylation-dependent decapping of nuclear-transcribed mRNA; nuclear-transcribed mRNA catabolic process, nonsense-mediated decay. Lineage: Eukaryota; Metazoa; Chordata; Mammalia; Artiodactyla; Delphinidae. The transcript is spliced from 11 exons.
CGCGGCCCAGCCUCGGGGUCCCAGGCUGAGGGAGCCGGGCGGAAGUGAGCGGGUCCCGCCCCUUCCCCCUCUCGUUUUCGUCGGAGCCGCCGCCGCCGCCGUUGCCGUUACCGUCGCCGCCUGCUCUCCGUGCCGUACCCUCGGUCCCCGGCCGCGCGGAGCCGGGAUGCACUGCUCCUGCUGUGGGUCCUCAUCAUGGAGACUAAACGGGUGGAGAUUCCCUGCAGCGUCCUGGACGAUCUCUGCAGCCGAUUUAUUUUGCAUAUUCCCAGCGAGGAAAGAGACAAUGCUAUCCGAGUGUGUUUUCAGAUUGAACUUGCCCAUUGGUUUUACUUGGAUUUCUACAUGCAGAACACACCAGGAUUACCUCAGUGUGGGAUAAGAGACUUUGCUAAAGCUGUCUUCAGUCAUUGUCCAUUUUUGCUGCCUCAAGGUGAAGAUGUGGAAAAAAUUUUGGAUGAAUGGAAAGAAUAUAAAAUGGGAGUGCCAACAUAUGGUGCAAUUAUUCUUGAUGAGACACUUGAAAAUGUAUUACUGGUUCAGGGGUACCUAGCAAAAUCAGGCUGGGGAUUUCCAAAAGGAAAAGUAAAUAAAGAAGAAGCUCCUCAUGAUUGUGCUGCUAGAGAGGUCUUUGAAGAAACUGGUUUUGAUAUUAAAGAUUAUAUUUGUAAGGAUGAUUACAUUGAACUUCGAAUCAAUGACCAGCUUGCUCGUUUGUACAUCAUUCCAGGAAUUCCAAAAGAUACCAAAUUUAACCCGAAAACCAGAAGAGAAAUUCGGAACAUUGAGUGGUUCUCCAUUGAGAAAUUGCCCUGUCAUAGAAAUGAUAUGACCCCAAAAUCCAAACUUGGUUUGGCACCAAACAAAUUUUUUAUGGCCAUUCCUUUUAUCAGACCAUUAAGGGACUGGCUUUCUCGAAGAUUUGGCGAUUCCUCAGAUAGCGACAAUGGAUUUUCCUCAGCUGGUAGUACACCAGCUAAACCCACUGUGGAAAAAUUGAGUCGAACCAAAUUCCGCCACAGUCAGCAAUUAUUUCCUGAAGGUUCUCCCGGUGACCAGUGGGUAAAGCACAGGCAACCACUGCAACAAAAACCAUAUAAUAAUAAUCAUUCUGAAAUGUCUGACCUUUUAAAAGCAAAGAGUCAAAGUAUGAGGGGAAAUGGCAGAAAACAGUAUCAAGAGUCACCUAAUCAAAAGAAAAGAACAAAUGGGGUCCACAGCCAGCCAGGCAAGCAGCAGAAUCCCUUGAUGAAAUGUGAAAAAAAACUUCAUCCACGAAAGCUUCAGGAUACUUUUGAAACAGAUGCUGUAUAUGACUUACCUUGCUCCGGUGAAGACCAGUUGCUAGAACAUGCCGAGGGCCAGUCUGUGGCAUGUAAUGGACGUUGCAAGUUCCCCUUUUCAUCCAGAGCCUUUUUGAGUUUCAAGUUUGACCAUAAUGCUAUAAUGAAAAUCUUGGACCUUUGAUAGCAACAAAUGUGUUGUGGAAGUUCCAAGAUCAGAGACUUGUUGCAUUUGAGUGGGUGUCUCUUUGAGCCUUACCUUUCUCAGGUGUUUUAAAGAAAUGCAGGGAGGCAAUGAUGUUUCUGAAGAGAUGUUCUAUGUGCAGAAGAGAGAGUAGAAAGAAACAUGAGUUUGCACUGUAAAUGCAGUUAUAACUUUUUAUACAUACGUACCUUUUCAGUGUUUGGCUAAUGAAUUUAAGUUGCUUUUUAUGAGGGCAUUUUUUUCUGUGUGAUUAUGGUUUUUAUUUUGUAUUCUGGUCAAGAAAAUAGUGUUUGAGUCAUCACUAACAGCUAAGUUAAUGGGAAUGCUCCAUCAACCCAUUACAGUGAUUGUAUUGAUAACUACUAGUUUCCUUAUAUUGAAAAUUUUAAAAGAAACUUAAAAUACACAAUUAUUAAAUGAAUACAAGAGCUGAAAUGUCACAGAAGUCAAGAUUGCAGGUCAUCUGCUUUGGUGGCAUUUUGUGCCUAUCUCUGCUUCUAACCACUUAGGUUUUCUAAUCCUCCUCUGCUAGGAGUUUUGUUAAGGUUUUAUUUAGAGUCAGCAUCUGCUAUACAAUGUUCAUGUUCAAAAUGAACUCUCAGCACUUCAUUAAAGGACAAAGUCCUCAGCCUGGAGAGGGACUGAGUUGGUUGGGCGGGGAGUUGAUGCUCUAAUUUUGAAUUGUGCUGUGUGCAGUCAGUGAACCUGGGAGACCGCGGAGAGAGGGUAGUGGGGAGAGAGCACGGGGGCUGGGACCCCGAUACUGCUUUGGUCACAUCUGCACCAUCCUGCUGCCAGCCCCUUAGUAUCAUAUGAUGAUUUUGUUCUUGUGAAACUUUAUUCUGUAUUAAGUUGUGUAAAUAUGUAUGGAAUACUGACAUUAUUAGGUUUUACAUUGCAUCUCAGUGUUGAUCUCUGGAAACUGAUGUUAUAUUAGGUUCCAAUUUGCAGUAGUAGCAGAGACUGACACACUUUUAUUAGCAUGAAGCCCCUAGAUGAUGGAGCCAAAGGGAAGGGUAUGCAGUGUACCCAAGUACAGAUAAAGCAUUUCACUAGGGGAGGAUCAGAACACGGAAGUAACGUGUAUAAUUCACUCCUAGGAAUGUAUUUUGCUCCUUUAGGAUUCUUAAAUCCAAAUAAGGAUGGCAGUGCCCAUUUAAAGAAGGAUUUUAGCUAUAUAAUUGAGGACAAUCACCAGGGCUUUAAGGGGCUUUAGUGUUUGGGCUGCUUCUAACCUCAUUGAAGGUGUUUCUUUGGGGGUUGCGGGGAGAGUGUGAGCAUAUGCGUGCGUGUGCUUCUGUCAUGUGGGUUUUAAAAAUCUUUUUUACAUGUGGUAUCCACAAAAUAUAUCUCUGCUUGUAAAUUUUAUUGUAGAAAUCUUUAUUCUGUAUAGAUAGCCUAUUUAAUAGGGGUUCUAUUUAACCCGGUGGGACUUUCAAAAGAAGUGCUAUUGUAAGGAGUUCACUUGGUAUUAAUUUGCUUUAGCUUUUCAAUGGCUUGAUUUUAAAGGAGAAAUUCUAUUUAUUAAUACAAGUGUCACCCUCCUGGUGCUAAGCAGGAUAAUUCAGUUAUAGCAGUGUGUUUAGAAUUAGGUUACUCACAAUCCUGCGUCUUUUAAUGUGACAAAUUUGUGAAUCCUUCUGUGACCUUUUAAAAAUGCAUUAUAUGAUUGCAUUAGGAAGCUCUUAACUGUUCUUUCCAAAAAUACAGCUGCUUUGCUUGGGUCUCCUUGAGCCAUAUUUUUAGUUGGUCCCAGCAUUCCAGAUUUCUGUUAAAUUAUGAACAGAAACAGUGAAAACUGUUUGCCUGGCAGGUAAAUCAUUUUCACUCAUUUACUGCCAUCUGGAAACUUUAAUUUUUAGUGAUUUUUGUAGGGGUUUUCCCUUUUUAAGUGAGUGCUUUGGUCAGUCUUUCUGGUGCCUCAAGUUGGAACUUUCAGCUCUCGAUACUAAAGCAGAAGAGAUUAGUUACCAGAAGUAUGGCCUCCAAUGGUGUUGAGCCUUUUCAGGAACCAACCGAUGAUCUCUUUUCGAUAAUGGUAGUUUAACUAUGGUUAAAUAUUAUUGCUGUUGUGCUGCUUCAUUUAAUGCACUGUGGGUGGAACAAAAUAAGGGUCUUGUUGGAAUGGAACUUUGGUAACUUGAGGCUUUUAGCUCUCUUGACAGUUUGAGAUUUAAAAAAAUGUUAAAAGAUGCGAUUUAAAGUUUAUGUGUGUGAUGUGACUUAACUAUGCAGAAAAUGUAUAAGUUGGAUGUACAUGUUUUAUGUACUUCUGCUAUACUUAUUCCCUCAAACCUGUGUAUUAAGUUUCUCAGUGUUCAGGUUACCUUGAGAAAGGCCAUGCUUAGCAUAGAACUAGCUUUCUCGAUUGAGAAAUUUUAGCACGGUUUGAAGAAAUCAAGUGAUAAAGGAGAGUGCUGAAUAUGCAGUACUUGACUUCUGUGUGCUGCGUUUUAAGAAGCUAGAUGAGAAAAGUGUUGGGUUGGCUUCAUUAUGUUUUAUGUCUUUGAGAGAACAGGUCUUUCGAAUCCACUUUUUCAGUGUUCUUAUGUUCCAGCCUUAUAUGUUCCAAGGUUCAGUGCACUGUGAAUCUUUUAUUUUUUAAAAUUUCUUAGGUGCUUUUAUGUGUAACUGUAGUGAUUUGUAAGAUGUUCAAUGAAUUGUUUUUGUACUUAACCAUUGUAAUCCAGAAGAUAGGGGUAUGGUUUACAUGCUUUCAAAAUUUUUGUUCAGAAAUAGCAAAUGAAUGGUUUUAGGAUUACAAACCGUGAUGCUCUCCUGAGACAUGAGCAUUUGGGGAAGUGUGAGAACCUAAUAGAGCUCUUUUAGCAUGGGUGAAAUUUGAAUGAAGAUGUUUGAAAAUUAAGUUGCUUUUUCAUGGUUAUAUAUAAAGGUGAGUUUCCUGUGCUGUAAAGGAAUGGUGGUCACUGCUUGCUGCUUUGAACAUGGAUAUCCUUAUUUUUCUAUUACAUAUCAAUUAGUAAGUACAGAUGAUGAAGAUGUAUAACAAAAUUUUAUGCUAUGAGAUUGGGUUGGUAUUUUGUCUUUUAAGUCUUUAGUAAUUUGUAUGUUAAUAUCAAAAACUCCUCAAAUCUAAGUGAAUAGCAUCCUUCCACAGGAUUAAAUUUUUCUAUAAAACUUAAUACAUUGUGGUAGUCUUUAGAAAAGUUCAGGUCUGACUGCAUAUGUACAUUAAAAAAAUUAAAAACAUUUCAUUACGUAUUCCCUCACCUUUUUUUUUGUUUGCUUCCAACAGUUAACUUGAACAGUAAGGAGCAAAGUUAGUUAAAAAAUUAGACUUUUUGCCGAGUUAUUUUUCUUACUCUGAUGACAUCUCUUGGCUUUUUAUCUUUCUUUUUGUACCAGCGGACCUCCCUCUGCCCACUCAGAGAUUUUGUUUUGAUUGACAUCUAUUGUCUUUGUAUUCCCUGAGGCAGUGUUUUCUUCACAUAUUAAUCAUAGUUAAAAGGUCAGAUUUGUUAACAUUUUUCUGAUUGAAGAAAAAUAAGUGUUACCUAGCAAUUCCGACUUGGAUAUUUUCUAGCCUGGGGAAGGGGGCUCACGUGUCACUGUAACUUUAGAUUAAUGGUGAGCAGGACAAAGUCUUGUUCCGUCUGAAGGUAUCAAUACCCUGUAAGUACCUGUCUCUAGGUAAACGGGUGUUAGUAAGUAACAGUUUUGUUAAACUAUUCCUGAUCAUUUGGUAAAGCCUAGAGUUCCUUACUUUGUAUUCUGUCCGUAGACUUUAAGAUAUAUUUGUAUAGUUGCCAAGAAUUCUAAAAAUGAGAUUAUGAUGGGCUUUCUCAGCAUCUUUUUCUUCUUAGAAUUGAGUUGCUCUUGAAGUUUGUACUCCUCUGUCAUAAAGAUGGCAGAUUGCAGGUGGACAGUGUAGGUUCUGUCUAAUGCUUUCAAAGUAGAGUUCUGGAUUGCAGUUUCAAAAAAUAUGAUAGGUUUAUUAUUAUAGAAUAAAAGUGCCCUGAAGGAAGAAGAUAGCUAUAGUUGCUGGGCAAAGAAAGCAUGAAGAAGAAAUUUUAGAAAAUAAAAUCAAUUAUUGAGUGCUGUAUGAUGCACGAGGCUAGAAAUGUGAUCAUUGCCUAGCCCAAGCAGAGUCUAAUAUAUGUGGCCAUUACCAAGCGUUUUCUGGCUCUGGGUAUAAUUUUUUCUAAGUAUGGUUGCCAAGCAAUCCAGUAAAUCUAAUGUAAUUUUUCUCACUUUAAUGAUCAGUGUUUGGGAGUCUGGUCCUUCCUAUGCUGAUUAGAAGUACACGGCUUUCUUACAGGAACGCAACCCAGAGUAUACACAGCCGUAAUCAGCUGUGUGUCGUAGUCCCUUCACAUGGUAGCCAUAUAUUUGUCCUGAAUAGUGAUGCUUUCCGUCUAGUUUCCUGUUGCAGACAGUAUUUAUUACUGAAUUGGUGGUUUGUAGCUAGGGAACAGAGUAAAGCUACCUCCCCUGCCUGGGAGUGGACUUGAAGUGUUGGCUUCCACCAGCUUUGUUGCUCAGACUUUAACAUAAGGUACAGAGAAGUGUAAACAAAAAACUACGAUAAAUUAUGAAAGUUUUAUCUUGAGAAAACAUUCAUAAUUGACUCUUUAAUCUGGGUUCCUUAUGAAAUCACCAGUAAAGAGAUUUCAUUUGUCUUGGGUCUUCUGUUGUUAGCAGAGGGCAUGGUCUAGCUAUGGUAGCUUGAAAGCACAAUCUAAGAGGAAUUAACCUUAACAAGGUUGCAUUAGCUGUGUAGUGCUGGUCAAGUGUGCUCUGGGAAAGGGACUGAAUGCAGAAGUCAACUGCCUAUGUUUGUAACUUUGUUUUGCGUGGACCCUCCUGUUAGUAGCCUUUAAUCCUUCAGUCCAGUGGAAGAAUAAGGCCCUGAACAUAUACUUGAUGCUUUUUUGGUGUUUGGGUGUUUUUGGUUAUUGGCCUCUGUCCGGUGAGUGCUGUUUGAAGACCUGUUGUUUCUUAAUCCCUUUUCUGGGGUGACUGAUCAGGAAGCGGCCAUUGAGUCUGUCCCAUGCCACCUGUACCCUGUCCCUACUCCCCCCCGCCCCCUCAGUGCCCACCCCGUGUCGGUUUUUCUCUUUCGGUAAAAGAAUCUUUUUUUUUUCCUUGUGAUGCAUCCCUAUGGUGUAUCUGCCCCUGUGGGAAUUUACAAGCAGUGAUUGCAUCUUAACUUUGACCGUUGGGCCAUGAGCAGUUAGGAGGGCUGUGGAUGCCUGUGCUAUUUUAUUUUAGUCUCUCAUGCAGGUAGCUGUCACAUUGGUUUGGGAACAAAGGAAACUUCUCUGUAGUUCUAGGGCAAAAUGGGCAGUAUUCUGCUGGUCUUUGAGAGGUCUCAGUUAACAUUCUUCGGCUGUGGACUUUUUGACAGGAUGUAACAUUUUAGUGUACUUACAAUGAAUUGAAUCUGAGUUUCUAAAACAAUCUAUAGCUGCAAACGAUGGUGUGAGACAUUUUUGGCACAAAUCUUCAUUGUUAGUCAUUUCUUAAGCUUUAAGAUAUUAGCUAGAUCUUUGUAAAAUGAUAUCUUCGCUUACUAUGCUUUUGUGAUAUUUAGGAAUAGAUUGUGGAUGGCAGGAAAUGGAAGCAAAGGUUCUCAAUUGUGAAUGAAAUUGAGAAAGGUAGUAACUAUUCCUCAGCAGUUUGGUUAGUUAGAUGUGUUAAUAUUGAAUACUUUUGGAACAAAUGAAUGGCCGUACUCUUCAUGUCUUAACACCUACGAUAUGCACUGAUAGAAAAGCACAAAAGACCUAUCUGCAGAGUUUCUUUGUGCAUUUCACUACUGUCCUAGGGCACUGCUGCCUCUGGUGGUCAUUUUAGGUUUGUGUUUGGAUCUUGCACAAGUACCUUUUACUUCCAAAUGCGAGAGCCCAAAGAACUGAUUCUUUAAUUUUACUUUUUUGCUAAUUUCAUUUCAAAGUUAGGACAGGAGACAGGUAACCUGACUUCCAUUUUAUAAAUAUUAUAAACUGUUUUUCUUCAGUAAUAAAUAGGGAAGGAAAAUAAAACCAUGAACUAUUUUGCAUAUACAUAUAUUUGUGUAUAUAUAUAUGCACAAUAUACAUAUUUUUUCUAAUUGUUUUUGAAGUUUGCUCAUUAGCUUAAUACUUUAUAAAAAAUUCAUCUUUGCUAAAUAUUGAUUCAUACAACUCAGAUUUUUAAUUUUACCUGUUUAAUGAAAAUUUAAAAGUCUUAUUUCAGAAUAAAAUGAUGAAUCAAAUGGAAUUAUGGUUCAUGUGUUAACUAAAGUGACCAUCCAGUUUAGUUUGGAUGGGAAAGGGAAUAAGAAUUGAUUUCUUUAUAUUUCCUGCCUAUUUCCAAAACAAGAUUUGAAGUGUCUUUGAUGCUGUGGAGACUAGGUAAUGUUCAUGGAACAUACGUAGUCUUAAAACAGUUUUCUUGGGGGGUAGGUUUUAGUCUGAAAAAGGUGAAGAUAUUUAUGCUGAGUCAUGGACUGACAAAAUCUGGUAGAAAAAAAUUGAUGAAAUGGUUUUGCUAAACAUGAUAUUCCACUUGAGAAAACUGAACUUUAGAGUCAAUGUGAUAACUAAAUAGGUUUGUAAACUUUAUUCAGCAAUAAUUUUUGUCUCAUGUAAAAUGAUUUAACAUUUGAUUUUUACCUUAAUUAUAGCAGCAUUUUAUUACUUUACCUUCUAGGGCAUUUUAAUGUUUCGAGAAAGACUGUGUAAGUAAACCAUUGGAGUGAUUCUGUCCAUGGUAGUAAUGAAGUUUUUUUUUUUUUUUUUUUGCGGGCCUCUCACUGUUGUGGCCUCUCCCGUUGCGGAGCGCAGGCUCAGUGACCAUGGCUCACGGGCCCAGCUACUCCACGGCAUGUGGGAUCUUCCCGGACCGGGGCACGAACCCGUGUCCCCUGCAUCGGCAGGCGGACUCUCAACCACUGCGCCACCAGGGAAGCCCAGUAAUGAAGUUUUUGGUGCUUGUUUUGAUUGUGAAACAUUUAGGAAAAGCAGAAAAGGAACCCCCAAAUCAGCCUUGUUGCUGCACCUUAUAGUUCAAUGAAUUGAUAACCUUUAGAGUGGUAUUACUUACUGUGUUUUCAGGGCUUAUUACAUUCUGACUGAAUAGUUUUCUCUUUUCCCCUCAGUGUUAAUGAAAGGAUAAGGAUUUUACUUCUAUUGAUUUUUCACUUAUAUUGAGUGUGUCUAUCAUAAGUAAAGGAUUUCCAGUGACUCAUGUUUAUGAAUCAGGAGUUUAAAUGUUUGCAGGAUUACUGCACUUCCAAAGUUGACUAGAAAUGCCAGCUGUAUUCUCCACUGAGAAAAUGAACAAAGUCCUGUGUCUUAACAGUUAUGCUCUUUUUGAAAGCUUUUGAUGUAAAUAACACCAUUUGAGAAAUGAGAAACCUUCUAUCUUAAAUACGGUUUGAAUGAUGGAAGGUUUCCUUUGUAUUUUAAAACAUUUUUACAGUUGAUUGAUUGAUCAAAUAUUGGCUUUCUGUAAAAACAUUAUCAUGUUAAAUUUACUCUUUGUAGUGCAAUAUCAAUAAAUUUUGCUGCUUGGGCAGUUUUAAUUACUACCUUAACCUGGCUUCUGCUACUGAUACUUGUUGUAGGUUGCAAGUUGCUCAUAUUUUGGCUGCAUCUCUCUGGACCAGUAAAAAAAAUGACAAGUAUGAGAUAAAGGUAUGUUUAUGUGAUAGGAGGAAAUAUGUGAUAGGAGGAAAUAUUAAGGGUAGAGUGUCGUCUCUGCAAAAAUGAAAACUGGUAUGUAUUCUCCAUCUCAGUUUAUGGUUUGGUUGUUGAUUUUUAAAGCAAGGUUAUAUUGUGAGUUAAUUAGAUACAUAAAAUCCAACAAUUCUUCAAUUUGUAUUAAAGCCUGGUUUUCUAAAUAGAAUGCUUGCCAGUCCUUGGAUCUCAGGGGUCAGAGAAAUACAUUCUUCCCUACUAGAGACCACAGCUGUAUGAUAGAAAUUUUUAUUUAAGAUUUUAAGAAAGGAGAGUAACCAAGGUGUUAUACUCUUACUGUCAAAGGUACUUUGCUUUGAUAAUGAGAACUGACAACACUGUAGUAAUAUUCUAACAUCAGACACCUUGCAGAGCUGCUCAUCAUCCUUCUUUAGAGGCAUGGGUGACUUUCCAGCUCAUUGUUAUAUUCCCUCUUUCAGUAACUUUUUGUUAUAUUCCCUCUUUCAUUAACUUUUAAAGAGGAAAAAAGAUGCAGAUCCUUCAAUAGAUAAUUAACUCUGCGUUCAUACCAAAUCAGAAAAGGCAGCCCAGUAGACAUUGGCGAUAAAUGAGGUUUCUUUUGGCUGUUUGUUGGCCGUUUUGACCUAAUACAGUCUGUCUUGUAGUUUCCCGCUUUGAUGAGGGCUCGUGAUGUAACUAUGAAACCUGCGAUGUUUGAUAUUAAAUGUUAGACACACAGUAUUACAGGACAGCCGUAUCCUUCAGUGAAUACAGUUAAAGCACAUUAUCGAAUUAGAAAUCUUUAUUCAGAAUAUAAGAUUGUUUGUAAAAUAUUAUAAAUGUCUCUGUAUAAAUAAAUGGAUUUUUUUUUAAACAAUUCUAUAUCAAAUAACACAAAGCUAUUUUACAGCAGCUAAAACUAAAGGCAUCUGGAAACAUUUAAAGCAUACAAGUGAAGAAAAAUUACAAGGUAUAGUACAGUGUUAAAGGGCAACCUUAAAAUGAGACUUUAAUACAGUAGAACAAUACUGACAAAUGCAAACUUAGUCACAUGUGCUUUAAUAACUGACAGUACAUUCAAGCAGCUUAAAAGUAGCACAUUUUCAAAUAAUAGGAAACAAAAUCUCAUGCGAAGUAAGUCUUGACAAUGUCUAAAAACUGAUUAGACAUAGAAAAGUGAACAUGUUUCAUCAUCUUUGCACUGGGUUCAAAGAGAAGCAGAUUAUUAGGGGCUCCCGAAUGGCUGUCCUGACAUGAGCACUAUAAGUGAAUACUAUGAGUUCUACAAACAGAACAUUUUCCACGUGGAUCUGAUUUGCAAAAAAGUGCAAAAGUGAACAGUAGAGCUGGGAUAACUAAGCAGGUCAUCAGUAUGAAGGAAUUUUGUCUCUAGCUUGCUUUGUACUGCUGAGCUGGUAUUUCAGAUGAUUAGUGGAUAAAUGAUUUUGUAGCAACCUUGAUGAUCCAGUAGCAGUUGCUAUUACUGGGCCAGAAGGAUUUCUUGUCUUGGUCCUAUGCAAAAUCUCACUCAGAUGCAAUGUGACAACUUAUCCAAUGUAACCCUUCACCAAAAAUAGUUGUCGGUAUGCGAAACUUUUUCUCUACACAAGAAUUAGCAAAAAAUGAGAAUACGUGAACAGCUGCUAUUCAACUUGUAUUCUUUUCCACGUCCUUAAUGUUUUAACAGCCACUGAGUGCUCAGUGAUGCUGUGGUGGCUACAGCCAGCAUUAUAUUAAUUGAUAAUUCUGGCGCCAAUUCUGAAAAAUUAGUGUUUGGCAGCCUAAGGCAUCCCUAUUCAUCUCCUAGUGAAUAAGUAUAGUUAGUUAGAAAGUUAACUUCAAGUAUGUGAAAUAGGAACUUCAGAAGGUGACAGGUUCAGCCCGGCCUAUGUGAACACAGGAUUUCAGUUAACUAUUAUAGGAUUUUGAUAGACUUCAAUAAGAAUUGUGUACAGCAAAGGCAUAAUUUGUGUUUUGUAACAAGUGAUGCCUCUGCAAAGUAGUGCCCAGCAAGUCUCCGUGAAAGGUGGUAACAGUAUCAUUUCCUGUCAACUAGGCCAUUCCACUGGAGAAAUAAAAAAAUAAUUGCUACAUGAUUUUUUCAGAAUUUUUUACAGUGUUGUUUUACCAAGCUGUCACGUGGUGCAGAAAAACAAAAAUGUUACUUAUGCUUCCUCCCCACCCACAAAAUCCUUGGCAACCCUAUAGGAUGCACCCUAAUUAAAAUUCAAUUCAGAAAUUUCAGUCAUCAUAAUUCUCUCCCCCUUUGGGCUCUAAAAACUGUCUAAUUAAAAGCUGUUUGCUGCAUCUACAAAUAGGUGCAGCUGUAAACUUAGGGAACAUGACCUUUGUUCACUUUAUAGAGAGUUUAGUUUCAUGGAUGAGCCAUAAUCCCAGCUAUGCAUUUGCAAAUAGUUUAUGGAAAAAGCUUAGGGCUUUCAGAAGUCAUAAUAAUAAAAGUUUGGGUGUCUUCUGUAGUCUUUCUCAUUACUUCACUUAAAACACAAGCAUGAUACCCCAAACUCUUGAGAGCUUUAAGAUAUUUGAUAGAAUUAAAAAAUAAUUGCAGGAUAAUUUCUGUGGGCCAUAGGAGACAAUUCAUGCCAUCUGCAUAGGCAAUCCAGCCCAGAUCGGGUAAUUAUGAGGCAUUUUUUUCACUUGAAAUAAUGUAAUCUAUAUGCAGCUGGGAACUAGGAGACUUUUCUGUGAUUUCAGGUUUUCCUUAGAAUAGUAAAAUCUUUACUGUCCUCAUCCUAAAAAGAAAGCCUCAUCAGCUCUAACUUGGACUGCCUCCCUGGAGAAGGGGAAUGUCCCUGUAAAGUCUUGCUGUAGGCUCAGAGGAAGACUUAGUAAGGUAUGCAUUAUCUCACAGGAGGAUUAAGCAAUUAUGUUUAACUGCCACUUAAUUUUUUUUUAUUCUACCAUUCCAGUUUCAGGCAGCAUGGAUAUUAACUUCAGAAACCUGACAUGCUAGCAGAUGAGAGUGAAUAUGCAACAGUUAAUUAUCUGCAUUGGCAAUGAUAAAACAUCUAGUGUACCUCUGAGGUAGGGAGGACAUGAUAAAUCCCAACUGUCUGAUCACAUAAGAUACAUAAGCAUCAGUAGCUUUUGGUGUAAAUCUCAAAAGGGAAUCUUACCGCCUACAAUUCCAUGGCAGUUUUGGUAGCUGGUACACAUGGGGUUCGGCAGAACAUCAGAUCCGGUUGGUAGGUGCACGUGUUGAUGGCACUCCAGCAAUAGACAGAAGUCUCUUUUACUUGAGAUUUUUGCCUCAGUGUAGUAGUGGGAAAUUAUACUCCAAGGGAACUUUCUUCUCAUGCCUAUUUCUCUAAGAGCCAGAGACAACUCUGAACAGCGAAGGUGACUGCCUAAAAGGGUUAACCACUGAGGAUUAAAACAAACAUAUGAAAGUCGGAACAUUUUUAACCUUGUACAAGUUAUAAUUAGGAUCACUGUUUACCUCUGAUGGAGAUGUUAAUAUAAACCAGCUCCUAUUUAGAAAGAAAAAUUCAGGUUAUAAAAAAAGAAAAUGAUCCAGGCACCUGUAAUCAUUUAUUUAAUCAAUGCGGUUUUAGUAAGCCCUGCAAUUAACAUAAUAACCAAGUGCCCAUAGGUUCACCUUCAACAAGGACUGUGUCUUAGGGGAGUAUGUGAAAAAUAUAAGGAAAGGUAAUCAACUAUUUAAUAGCUUUUAUUCUACACAUUUAUAAAAGUAACAGUUUUGCCAGGGAAAUAGUUUUCACCCAACCACCAUAUAUCUGAAAGUAUUAUGCUGAAGUAUAAACUCAAAAUGAGGCCAAGUAGGCUCAGUAAUACUGGGGCUCAUAAUGUAGGAGCUUGAGACUUCCCAGGUCUGGAGGAGUUCCAUGACCCUAGAAGAGCAGGUUCUGUUUUCACUUGGAGCAACAAGAAUGGUAGACAGAGGUCCUGCAUCAGCUACACUUUUUAGUGUUGGUGAAAAUGAAGACCAUCCCUCUGUUUUGAUACCUGUUCAAUCACACAAGAGAAAGCCAUGAAUGGUUCCCCGCUUUGCACAGUCCGGUUUGCUUAGGGAGGACGUUUUCCCUGGGCAUGUUGGAAAAACGGGGAAAACCAUGAUUUCAUCUGUUACACCUUUUUUUGCACACACUUUUCAGCCAAAUCAUUUUCCUUGUAACAAAAUGAAACUAUCCGAAGAGUAAAAAUUGACUUAAUGUCACAAGAACCAAGUUUACCUGAUUCUACAGAAACAAAUUUACCUGAAUUUUAUAGAAACACAAGCCAGUGGGUACUUCACAGCAUCCAAAAGCUGGGUCUUUCACACUGGUACCAGUUGAUUUUUUUUUUUUUUUUUUUUUUGAAUAUGGGGCAGCCUCACUGCUGGCCUGAGAAAGAAGGGUAGUUGCUUUGGGAUAGAACUGCUCUGCCUUCCAAGAUGGUGGCUAGAGUGUCCUGCCCCAUUGUGCAGAAGGCUGAGGAACUUGUGUCAUGCCCUCUGAAAGCAGCUCAUGGACACGGGGAAGUGAAUGCAGUGACCUGAUCAUAAGCAAAACAUAGUGAACUGUGGCAUUGGGCAUAUUUCUCAUAGGUGACUUCAGGUGGGUCUUCAGGUGCUACAGAAUAAAUGGCAAGUGGUCCUUUAAGAUGUAUCAGUCAGCGUACGGCAGCGACAGAAGAACUGAAAAAAGUGAAAGGUGCAACAGGGAAGGUUAUAGUAGAAAAGGGAUGAAGAAUUGAUUUUAAAAUGGAAGACCUUCCUGAAAGAAUUCAGGUACUUUGUUCCUGCCCAGUCCUGUCAGCAUUUUGCUUGAAAUUUCCCCUGUUGAAACACCAUAUGCUACCCAUCACCGUGUCUCUGGGGGAUAAAAAGAGGCCUCAACAGCCCUUCCCUCACCCCCUGCCCUUUGUAAGAGGAGUGUAGCCUGCAAAACAUUAUCUACUCAGCAUCCUGCCUCUUGCCCUUAGCGCAAUAGAGGCAGGUCCAGACCUAACUACAUGUUCAUGUGGAUGAGCUUUGAUUCGUGUAGAACAGCAAUUAUGUAGUGCCCUGGGGUGGUGGAAAGUACUAAUGCGUCUCUGCUCCUGACAAAAGUUUAGUUCCCUUACUCGUAUCAGCGGGAUUCUCUCAGCUCCAAGCCUUGGCUGUUAAUAAGGCUCCACCAGGACGGGGAAACCUCAGUCUAAAGACAGCUGCCUGCCCAGGCCUGCUUUCACAGUGAGAGGUGAAGGAAGUUCUCAUUCUCCCACACAGAGUUGUUCAGACCCAACUGCUCUACCUGUAGCUUCAACAUAUCUGGGACUGUAAGGAACACCUGUGUGCCAUUCGCCUGUGCUUGACAUCCCAGAACACCUCUGAGUGACAGCCUGUGUCUUAAAUGUUGAUACCUGGGACUUGAAAACCAAAGCCUGGUUGCAAUAAACAAAGCAGCAGUUCUUCUAGAUGCUGAGCACGGUCUCCGCACCACCCCCCUGCCCCCUCUCCCCCCGGGGCAGUUUUCCUCUGAAGGAGAAGGAAAGAGGAGAAAUUAGGGAUGUCAGAGAUAAGGCUGCUGUCUACCAAAAAGAGAAGAAAAGAAUGGAAAAUCUUGAAGAGGUGAUGCCUGGAUUAUACCACCAAUGCACAAGUUCCAGAACAGAAAGGUGGGAGAGUGAUAGAGCCAGUGCUGAAAGCAGAAGCAAGACCUGCGGAGCCGGCACACACACGGCAGGGGUUCCCACGCCGUCCACAGCCCAGGAGGGGAGGGGCAGGAUCCUCUGGAUACAGUCUACACCACGUCCCAGGGCUGAGUCCAGGGCACUCUAUUGUCCAAGUGCUGACCUACCUGCCAACCUUCCCUUUUCUCCUUCUCCCAACAGGUUACUCUGUCCUCUGGGGCCCCUCUCUCCUCAGCGACCUGCUAGACUUUAGCCUCCACGGACAGAACCGUGGAGCCUGAGUGCCGAUUAAAGCGAAGUUUCAUUGGUGUGAGGCCUUGAGUUCUCCUCCUCCAGCAGAGCUAUUCUUUGCUUUAGCAUCCUCACUUGGGUCUCAUGUCUCUCCACCAUGGCCAUCAUCUGAGACUCCAGCUUCUUCAGUUUGUUUUGAUGCUUCUUCUUUGCUUUCUCAUAGGCAGCCACCAGGUUGCUAUGUGGGAACAGAAGGAAAUGAGAAUGAAGAUUUAUCCUAAGUAGCACUGAGAUGCACACUGUCCUGCCCACUGGGUAACCUGGUCCAGUAAGUACCACUCCAAACAGAGGACACUCAGCCUCUUCAGUAAGAAUUUGAAAUCAAGUGGUAUUUCAACGCUCACGGCCACUCAUGUAUUGACUUAACCACGAUUCAUUCAGCCUGACUGCUAGAGGCUUGUCACUAACGUAUCGGAAGGGAUUUAAACCAACAAUCCAAACUGGCCACAUCCAAAACAGAUAAGCAGAAAAGGUAGCUGAAUUCCAGACAUCUGUCAUGGAAAUACCAAUAGUGGAUCUACUUGCUGUUCCAUGGCUGCUUGCAGCAUGGUCAAGUGGCAGUUGCAGGAGGGAGUUCCUCACACACUGCAGUCUAAGUCACCUCACCUAGGAUGAGGACAGAGAGGCACCAACCGUUUCCCUUUAUGCUUUGGGCUGACGGGAUUCAGAGCACACAGGCCAUAAGCUACUAAUGCUGCCAGCCAAACACAGGACACAGGCCUCUGGGGGAAGAGGGCAGGGGCUGAGCCCAGAGGUAUAGGUAGGUCCCCAUACUCUCUCUGGUCCAAAACAGCACCCCCAGAUCCCUUCCAUAUACUGUUAGGUUCUCAAAGUGUAGUCUGAGAACCGACCCCCAGUAGUCCCAAAGCCCUCUCAAGGGAAAUCUGUGAGGUCCUUUAUUUUCUAACUACAGAUGUACAUGAAGCUGGGUUUCCUCAGUAUGUUUCAAAACCACAUAUUGCCUGGAGAAGCGGAUGUGAGAAUCUAGCUGUCCUGAAUUAAACCAAAUAUUAAAAGAUAUUUGUAAAAUUGUAGAAACAGUGCCACUCUUUUAAUUAUUUUUUGGAAAAGAGUAAUUUUUUAAAUAAAUGCCAUUUGUAUUCUAUGUAGUGAGUUGUGGGGUUUUUUGUACAUGAAUAAAAACUUAAAAUUUGUUUUAGUUUCUCAAAUGAAAUUUAUCAAGACAGAUAAUUUUUAAGAACAAAACUCUUUGAGGUCCUUACUUUUUUACAGGGGUCACGAGCCCACAACGUUUGCGGCUGCUGUCUUAGAGCAAUGCUCCCUAAAGUGUUCCACCCGAUUUUUGAAUGCUGCUCAAAAAAAAAGUUGUGUAGCCAGUUUUGCUUUGAAAACAUUGGCUUAAACAUAGGCUGAUUUUUUUUUUUUUUUUUAAACUGAAUGACUUCUCAGAACCUUUCCUAUAUGAAGUGUUAGGAAGGGACCACAGUCUGCUGCAUCUCCCAGACACAUCUGACCCAAGGACUUGUCCUUACGGAGCAUUUCUUAAGUUUCUGUGGAACACUGGGAAAUCAUACCCUAGGGAAGGUCAGGCUCUAAGGGAGACAGCUGAGGAUUCACUGUUCUCUACAGCUGAUUUCCAGCAAUUACGGAAACGUUCUCCCUGGUGUAUGAGUCCAAGCACUGCUGUGGAUUACAAACGGAGAAUUUACCUGUUGGCUCGCUUUAGGUCAUUAACGAACUCCGCUGAUUGCUGGUGUCGGAUUUCACUGCUCUUGGUCAGUCUUUCCAAGGCACUCACCAGCUCCUGAACUCUGGCCUUUAACUUCUUUUCUCUGUAUCAAGGAGAGAUGCAGCAUGUUGUGAGUAACGUGAGAGAACGGAGAUGGCUGCUGCCCUGGCAGAGAGGAGGAAGGCUUAGCCUGCCAAGUCCAAAGGCAGGAGUACAGACCAAAGGGGAGACACCAGAGAGCACAAGAGCGCCCCUCUGCAGAGCCCGAACACCACCACCGCAGUCUCGAAGGCCCGCUGGAGUCUGCUUUUAAUGAUAAGGGCCCUUUAGAGAUCUAAGUGCGUGUUGCAGAGGAAUAGGACAGGAAGUUGUUUCUCGUCUUCCAGACGGAGAAGUUCCUUCCUGCUGUGGGCAGACCAGCAAGCAGAGUGCAGUCUGACCACAAACCCCUGUCCUGGUCUCUGUGCUCUUUUCCAAGUGUGCUAAGCAUCUCCUGAACCAUGCGGGGAUUCAAGAGUAUAAACCUGGCCUGGGUAGCCUACCUGGGAUGAGUCCCUUCUCAAUGAAAUCAACACAGUCCUACCAGGCAAAAUAAAAAAAGGUGUGGUCGUGGUAGAGGGAGAAUUGGUAUUCUCAUCCUUGAUCACAUUUCAAGUACGGAAGUUAUAUUCGCGCUCAUUCAACUCCCCCAGUCCCUGGCUUCAAGUUCCAUUGGGUCUUUACUACUGCAGGGACCCGAGACAAGUGACUUAGGAGGUUUUUGGUGUCCAAGUCAGCUUACUGCCUUCCUCUAAUUCCCGAGAGCACAGACCUGGGCGGGGAGGCGUCACCGACCACCCUCCUCCCUCCCGAGGUCCCCAUCACAGGCACGGUGCCACUCUGUGUUCGGUCACACGUGGCACGCUCGGCAUGGUCGUAAUCUGCUCAGCAGACUCCCCCACCGGCAUGCAGGCUCUAGGGCGGCAAGGACCUUAUUUGGUUUCUUCCCUGACGUAUCCUGAGUGCCGAACGCCGUGCGAGGGGAUAGUUUCACAGUGACAACAGUUGUUAAAACAGGUCACUGAAGGUAUGGGAUACCUUGGAGCGUACCGAGUAACCAGGAUUUAUGGAAGAAACUCCUCUAAAAACAACUCAUGAGCGUAUGAGGAAUGUAAAUUAGCAUGAUGGUUCUGGAAGGCAUUUGCCAGCAUCUAGCAAAAUACAAAAUGAACCCAUCCCUUGACUAAGAAACUUUAUAGGAAUUUUCCUUACAGAAACAGUAUGAGUGUAGGUUCCUAUACAUGAGAUGACAGUUGGAUUCACUUCAGCUCUGGUUAUAAGCUUAAGAAUGGGAAACAACCAGGGGGCUGGUUAAGUCACUCAGGGUCUCCUAGUGGUUCUCUUGAAAUGCUCUUCCCUGUUAAUAAAGCAUGCAGACUGACGUGCACUGGCACGGAAGAGCAGCUGAUACACUGUCAAGCGAAAAGGGUGAGUUCCAUUGGAUGUCAUGUUUGCAGAAACAACCAAAAAUGUGUGAAUAGCUGAUAUACUGUAGUGACUGACUAGAAGGCUAAACACUCAACAGUGCUGAACUCCAGGAAGGGGGAUGACGGGACGCUUUCACUUUCUACCUGACUCAUUUCGAGUUGCUUGAAGUGUUUAUAAUUUUGGAUGCUUUUGUAAAGUGUGUGCGGAGUCUCAGUUGUGCUUCCUGUAGGAUGGGCCUGGGGGGUGACCUUGAAGGGGAGGACUCACAGGUGCUCAGUGGUUCAGCCCUGGUUCUCCCCUCCUGGCUUUUCAAGUAUCUAAUCUUUAACAUUUCUGCCUCCAGCUACUGUAAGUGCAGUUCCAGCUUCCCAAAUUCAUUAAUGAAGAAAGGAAUUGCAACACAAAACUCCAGGCCUGCUUCUGUGAGUGAGGAUAAGUGUGCGUAGCGCCCAGUGACUUCCUCCCACCAGCCCUAAGGGAGCUGGAGGCCCCCCCCUCCCCCGCAGAGCCUUCCAGCUAGUGCCUCCUGGUUGCUGAGGUUUCUCCUGGGCCCUAGUGGCCACCAGGAAAUCUCACAUCUGGCUGCAUUUCCCACUGGAAUCCCAGAGUGGCACCAUUUCCCACCAUAAGUGAGAAUGGGUCUCGAGAGGGCGGCUCCUCCCUCCUUCCCCAGCCCAUCCCCUCAGCCUUGCAGGCAGCCCUCCGUCAGCUGAGGAAAAGUUAGGAGAGCAUGAAAGAUUUCUCCCCUCUUCCCUCUGGCUACAAAGAAUAGGGAAGGGUUAUUUGUUUUACGUUUUGUUACUGUUUCAAAUUCUUUUAUCUUUAUUCUGAAGUCGAUUAAUAGUGCAAAAGGAAAGAAGAAAAUUACGAAGAGAAUUUAAAAUCUAACCAUGAAUUCAAAUUCACAACAUAAAACUGCCUGGAGUGAUACGGCUUCUUCCCCACCCCCUAAUUACAUCCGCAUCCCUGCCCCACCCCAAAGGGCGAGUGUGGAAAUCCCAGCUCCCGCAAAACGAAGGGCCCAGGCCCCUGGGGACUGGAGGGAACCUUCCAGAACUGGCAGGCUCCAAUGGAGGAUGGAACCCAGGAAGGCAAGAGAGGCCCUCAGAGACCCUGCCCAACCCUGGCUGGGGGUGAAGGGAGAUGGGGACAGGGCUGGGAGCGGGAAGCCAUCUCUGGGAGCUGAGAACUGUCCCCAGAACCCCUUAGGCCUCCGGAAGGGAGGGAGAUGGGAGUGAACUGCUGUCCAAACACCAGGGUAGAAAACCAUGAUGCUGAUUUAUUUAAAGCUAUAAAGACAGGCUAAACCUCAAACUUAAACCUAAAAUGUGAGUUACUUUAUACCUGUUUUUGUUUGAGCGAGGCAGACGCCUGCAGUACGAGUCAUGCCUCUGGCGUCGCUUGUCUGGACAAACGCUAAACCCCUGUGCGGUAGCAACUCUAGGGCCGCUUCCCACACGCAGCCUAGAGGCGUCAGGAGGCCAUUUGGGCACUUGAAACUCAGCCAGUCUGAUCUGAGAUGUGCUGUAAGUGUACAAUACACACUGGAAUUUGAAGACUUAAUAUGAAAAAAAGAAGGUCAAAUAACUGAAAAAACAUUGAUUAUAUGUUGAAAUGAUAAUAUUUUAGAUACACUGGGCUAAAUAUGUUAAUUUCCCUGUUCGUUACAGUUUUUAACGUAGCUACUAGAAAAUGCAGUUACACACAUCAUGGCUUUCCUUUGUGGCUCAUGUGAUGUUACUCGCGGACAGUGCUGCUCUAGAGCAUGUGUUUAUAGUAACAGUACCAGGGGUAUCCCUGGAUUCUGAUUCAGUAGGUUUGGGUUGAGACCCAGGAAGUGCAGUUUCAAGAAGUGCUCCAGGGCUUCCCUGGUGGUGCAGUGGUUAAGAAUCUGCCUGCUAAUUCAGGGGACACGGGUUCGAGCCCUGGUCCGGGAAGAUCCCACAUGCCGCAGAGCAACUAAGCCCGUGAGACACAACUACUGAGCCCGUGUGCUGCAACUACGGAAGCCCAUGCGCCUAGAGCCCAUGCUCUGCAACAAGAGAAGCCACCGCAAUGAGAAGCCCGCACACCACAACAAAGACCCAACACAGCCAUAAAUAAAUAAAUAAAUAAAUUUAAAAAGAAGUGCUCCAGGUGACCAAAACAGCACGGUAUUGGCAUAAAAAGAGACACAUGAUCAAUACAACAGAAUAGAGAGCCCAAUUAAUUUAUGAUAAAGGAGCCGUGUGUGUGUAUAAUGGGGAAAGGACAGUCUCUUCAAUAUAUGGUCUUGGGAGAACUGGACAGCUACAUGCAAGGGAAUGAAACCGGAUCACUGUCUUACACCAUACACAAAAAUUAACUCAAAAUGGAUUAAAGACCUGGUAAGGCCUGAAGCCAUCAAACUCCUUCCUAGAGAAAACACAGGCAGUAAGCUCCUUGACAUCAAUCUUGGUGAUGAUUUUUUGAAUCUGACACCAAAAGCAAAUAUAAAUAAAAGGGACUACAUCGAACUAAAAUUCUGCACAUCAAAGGAAACCACAAAAUGAAAGGGCAACCUACUGAAUGGGAGAAAAUGUUUACAAAUCAUGUAUCUAAUAAAUAAAGAAUCCAUACAACCCAAUAGGAAAAAAACAACCUGAUUAAAAAAUGAGCAGAAGCCAGGGUUUGAAUGAAAGAGAAAAUUAAUAAAAGAAAAAUGAGCAGAAGAGAGAAGAUCUAAAUAGACAUUUUUCCAAAGAAGACAAACAGAUGGCUAACAGGCAUAUGAAAAGAUGCUCGACAUCACUAAUCAUCAGGGGAAUGCAAAUGAAAAUGACAAUGAGAUAUUGCCUCAUACCUGUCAGAAUGGUUAUUAUAAAAAAGACAAGAAAUAACAAAUGUUGGUGAGGAUGCAGAGAAAAGGGAACCCUGUGUACUGUUGGUGGGAAUGUAAACUGGUGUAGCCACUAUGCAAAACAGAAUGGGAGUUCCCCAAAAAAUUAAAACCAACAUAUCCAGCAAUUCCACUUCUGGGUAUUUAUCCAAAGAAAAUGAAAUCCCCACCCUGAAAAGAUGUCUGCACCCCCAUGUUCACUGCAGCACUAUUUACAAUAGCCAAGAUAUGAAAACAACCUAAGUGCCCAUCGGUGGAUAAAUGGAUAAAGAUGUGGGAUACAUACACAAUGGAAUAUUAUUCGGCCAUAAAAAAAAGUGAAAUUUUGCCGUUUGCAACAACAUGGAUGGACCUUGAGGGCAUUAUGCUAAGUGAAAUAAGACAAAAACAAAUACUGUAUGAUCUCACUUGUAUGUGGAAUCUAAAAAAACAAAAAGCAAGCUCAUAGAUACACAGAACAGACUGAUGGCUGCCAGAGGUGGGGCUGGGGGUGGGCGAAAUGGGUGAAGGGGGUUAAAAGGUACAACCUUCCAGUUAUAACAUAAAUAAGUCCCGAGGAUGUAAUGUACAGCAUGGUGACUAAAUGUUACUGGACUGUGUAUUUGAAAGGUGCUGAGAGAGGAGAUCUUAAAAGUUAUUACAAGUAAGAAAUUUUUUUGGUAACUAUGGUGACAAAUGUUAACUAGACUUAUUAUGGUGAUCAUUUUGCAAUAUAUACAAAUAUUGAAUCAUCACGUUGUACACCAGAAACUAAUAUAAUGUUAUAUGUCUAUUAUGCCUCAAUAAAAAAGAAUGCCUCAGGUGA